Molecule: messenger RNA, 1197 nt
Organism: Colletotrichum fioriniae
Lineage: Eukaryota; Fungi; Ascomycota; Sordariomycetes; Glomerellales; Glomerellaceae
Source: RefSeq, a predicted model, not a curated record
AUGGACGCAAUCGAGAACCUUUUAUCCUGGGCCCAGACCCAAGGAAUAACAGUAUCAAACGUCGGCCCCCGCGCCCUUCCAGGAAGAGGCAUAGGAAUCGUCGUGACAUCACCCCUCAAAAAAGACGACACAAUCCUAGACGUCCCAAUCCCUUGCCUAAAAACAGUCGCAACAAUCCCCAAAUCCCUAACCCGCCCCUUCCCAAAAGAAACGCACGUCCACGCCCUCCUGGCCCUAGACAUCGCCCUCGACGCCUCCCCCUCCUUCAAAACCUGGUCCGCCGUCUUCCCAACAGCCAAAGACCUCUCCUCCUGCCCGCUGACCUGGUCCUCCUCCUCGCCAACCCUCUCCUCCCUCCUCCCCUCCCAAGCUCUCACCCUCCUCAAAGCCCAGCGCGAGAAAUUCGAAUCCCACUGGUCCCUCGUCUCCUCCACCCCGCUCCCAGACCUGCCCCAGGACGAGCAGCACCAGUACCAGUACCCAGAAGGCAGCGACGACAAACUCACAUACGAAUCCUACCUUCAUGCCUGGCUCCUCGUGAACUCGCGCACAUUCUACCACGUCACCCCCAAAACCGCAAAACGCCACCGCGACGACCAUAUGAUCCUCCAACCCGUCGCUGACCUCCUCAACCACGCCUCCCGCGGCUGCUCCGUCGCCUUCGACAAGCACUCCUUCACCAUCAAAGCCAAUCGCGCCUAUGAUGCCGGCGAGGAGAUCCACAUCUGCUACGGCCGCCACAGCAACGAUUUCUUGCUGGUCGAGUACGGCUUCAUCAUGGCCCAGGGCGAAAACGAGUGGGACGAGGUCUGCAUCGACGACGUGCUGCUGCCUCGCCUGAGCGCCGCGCAUAGGCGGCGGUUGGAGGAGAGGGGGUUCCUGGGGAAUUAUGUCAUUGACGCGGAGACGGUGUGUUACCGUACGCAGGUGGCGUUGCGGACGCUCGUGUUACCGGCGAGGCGAUGGGCGCAGUUCGUGGACGGGUUUGCGGACGGAGAAGCGGAGCAGCCCGAGGUCGAUGUGUUGCUGCGCGAGAUGUUGUCGGCGUAUGACGUGGACAUUGAGUCCAAGAUUAAGACAGUGCGUGGCCUGGAUGAAGGUGAGCAGUUUCAGCGGGACAUGGUUGUGGCUCGCUGGAAGCAGAUACAGCUGCUCGUACGCAGCACGAUAGAAAAGUUGAACGUCUCCAAUACAUAA